This is a messenger RNA of Argiope bruennichi, 3250 nucleotides long. RefSeq names its product periostin-like. The record is from RefSeq and is a predicted model, not a curated record. Gene Ontology annotation, cellular component: extracellular matrix. Gene Ontology annotation, biological process: extracellular matrix organization; cell adhesion. Bases 161 to 3106 code for a protein of 981 amino acids. Gene Ontology annotation, molecular function: cell adhesion molecule binding. The transcript is spliced from 20 exons. Lineage: Eukaryota; Metazoa; Arthropoda; Arachnida; Araneae; Araneidae.
UGACAGCGGUGGGGUAUCGAAUGAAAGGGCUUUUUCUAAAUCAGUUGAUGAACAACAGAUGGAUUAAGAUAAACGACCAGGUAGGUAUCUGACAGUAUCCUUGUGUGUUUUUCCAAAGAUGAGCGCACCGAGUUACUCACCUUUCGGCCAAUGAGGCGUGAUGUCACUUCCGGAUGGUAUGAAGGGGUUUCGUGCCUCUCGGAUCUGUGUCCGAAAGCGAAAGAUGAUGUGGAGGGGUAAGAUGCUGCUGUUAUGGACGCUUUUCAUGAUUGCAGUGGAAGCGCAGGAAAUUCGAAUACCGGCGUAUAUCGGAAGAACGCAAAAUAGACCAGUGAUUCGUGUCGUACCAUCUGACAGUUUGGUUAUAAGAGUAAGGAAGCCUGACAUACCAAUUUCAGGGAAUGUUGGAGUUUUGAAUAGAACAUCCAGCAUCACUCGAAUACAGCCGGUUUUAUAUGACCCGAGAGUUAUUCCUCGAGUAAAUCUAUUAGGAGUUUUACACCGGAUGAGACUUCGGAGGAUAGCGGCACUCAUAGAAGCCACUCAACUGCAACCAUAUUUGCGUCAAGCUGGCCCUAUCACUCUGUUUGCCCCUACCGAUGAAGCUUUUGCAUUGUCGAAUAUACCAAAUGAUCCAAGGCAUUUACGAGAGUUUGUGCUCCAACACGUUGUUCAAGGCCGCGUGAUGCCAACGGACGUCCGCAAUGAUGUCACUCUACCAAGUUUAAGGCCAAGUGCAACACCUCUUCGAUUUAAUGUAUAUGAGGGCGGACAGAUGCUGAGUGUAUCAGGAUCUCAAUUUCUGGACGACGCUCGAGAUAUUGAAAAUAUCAGGAUCCAGCCAAUAGACAGAGUGUUAUAUCCCAUUUCUAAUGAGGAUUUGAUGAGCGAAGUGAGACUAACUUUUCCCCGCAUGCAUGAAAUGCUCAUGAAAACAUCUCUUACGCCGAAGUUAUUGAGUGGUACUUUCACACUUUUCUCUCCAACAGAAGAAGCAUUUGCAGCACUGAAUCCAGAAGUUAGGGAAAAAUUAAUGCAAAAUUCUACUCUAUUAACAAAAGUUCUUCUGAAUCAUAUUGUCCCUGGCACUCACUACAGCGCAGUUCUUGCCCAUGGAUAUGCGAUGAGAUCAUUAGGAGGAGAACCUAUUCACAUCACCAACAGAAGAGGCCUCAUUUUGGUCAAUGGAAUUCCCAUUGUUAGAACUGAUAUAUCUGUUACAAAUGGGGUUAUUCAUGCCAUUAACAGAUUGCUUCUCCCACCUGAGUUGUACACUAGAAGAAGACCAGCUACUAUGGCUCCACCUCCUAGAACUGAUCCAAUUCCUGCUCCUCCACCCUUCGUUAAGGAAUAUAUUCCUGUUCCUGUAUACGUGGAGCCCCCACCACCUGUUCCUCGAACACUUACGAAAACUUUGGCUACUCCAUUGCAAUUACCUGAUGGAAGUCAGAUGACAUUUUCUACAGCCAAUUCUCUCUUAAGAAGAUCCUUACUACUAAGCACUCUGAAGAAUAAUGGUUCUGACACUGGGUACACGAUGUUAGUGCCGACGGAUGCUGCUUACGCUGCUCUGGGACCAACAGGGCUGGAUCAGCUUCGUAGGAACUCUAAACUGUUACGUCGCAUGCUGUUGUGCCAGAUGGUGGAAGGAAGAUUGAACUUAUCCAGUAGUGGGGAAGAUAAAGAUCGACCUAUCAGAUCUCUAGGAGGAACUAUCAUUGUUAGUUCGUUCAAUGGUGGAAAUUCUCUGACUGUUGGUGGUGCUCGGGUCCUAUCUGUUCGUCAAGCCGCUGAUGGGCUGGUGUUAGUCACGGACAAAGUCACUUUUCCACCACCUUCUCGUACUGUAGUAGACGCCCUUAGCCCAUUCCCGAAGCUUACAGAUUUUGUUAAAAAUCGCAUCCAGGUUCAAGAUUCUCUUGCUACAGAUGGUUCUGUGUAUACAAUAUUUGCUCCAACAGAUAAAGCUCUGUCAGUACUUUCGCCCUCUCAGCUCACAGACAAAAAUUUUAUAUCAGAUUUAUUUUGGUCGCAUGUUGUUCCUGGAGCUUAUUACCGAAGUCGGCUGACUCCUGGACUCCGUUUGACAACAAUCAGAGGGAAUACUAUUUUAAUCCAUCGAUCACCAUCAGGUGAGCUGUUUGUUAACGAAAAACCUGUUAUUGGCGAAGAAAUUGUAGCUGGAAAUGGAGUAAUUCACCGCAUCGAUACUUUGCUCUUCUUCCCACGUGCCGCUGUGACUGAACCUCCUGUCAUGGGCCCCCAGGAUGAUAAUGACUUAAGGCGUAUAGCUAAUGAAUUUAAUGCUACCUUGUUUAUAGAUUGGAUGAAGAAAGCUGGCCUAGAGAAUAUUUUGCAAACAAAAGCUUUACAAAGCAGUGGAUGCACCUUGUUUUUACCAACGAAUCACGGUCUGAACAACAUGUCCCCAACGCUUCGUUCAAUCACUGUCGGAGAUCCUCAAAGACUGAGGAAGUUCAUCCGCUUCCACAUCAGUCCACAGGUGCUCAGUUGGAACUCAGUCUAUGACAAUUCGUUCAUGCCCACAUUACUGCCCUCGAAAAGAAUAAGAUGCAACAUAUAUGCAAAGGGAAGAAUGCCUGGUAGUCUUACAGUGUCUGGUUGUCGAGUGACAGCCAUCCGUCCCCUUUCACCGCAAUCUAAUGUGACAAUCGCAGUAAUCAAUGAACCUAUGGCUCCACCUGUGGGCGACUUACCUCUCACCAUAGCUAAGACGCCCAUGCUAAAGAAUUUCACAAAAAUUCUUAAAGUAUCCGGAUUGGACAAUGUUCUCACAGAUGAAGGUCCAUACACUCUCUUUGCGCCUAAUGCUUGCGCUUUUGCUGACAUGGAUUCUGAAGAAUAUCAACGACUGAUCACUAAUAGAAAACUGGCUAUAGAAUUUGUGAAAAGAUAUUUGGUAAAAGGUUGUUAUUAUACCAACGGUCUUCAAGAUGGUCAGACACUGCUUACAGAAGCGAACACAUAUCUUAUUGUUCAAGUCACACCAGAUUGCAUCAUAAUAUCAGGAUCCAAAGUGCUUUACGGCGAUAUGAGUACAACAAAUGGAGUUCUUCAUGUCAUUGCUAGUCUCGUAACUUCAUGAUUUUCAAGCUCAUUUCAAUAUUUAUUUCAAACAAACUAUUUAACAGAAAGUCUUGACUAAGACAGAAGAAGUUUGUGAAAAAAAAAAAGGAUUGUUGAAAAUACGUUGCAAAUGAAUAAAAUGUAUCCACGAAAUGUGAAACCA